AUGCAAAAUAUAAAUUAAUUAUCUGCUCGUAUAUAAUAAAGCAUCUCUAAGUAGCUUUCAACAAGAACAGAUUAAACUGAUAGUCAAAUCUUAAACACAUCUGAAACAUAAAAAUUGUUGAAGUAAAUCUACAUCAUCAAAGAAAGUGAUAAAAAAAAUAAAAAACCAAAAUUCAUGGCUGUUAAAUAGGACUUGUAAUUUCAAUAUCUUACUGAACCUAAAUAAAUUAAUAUUGGAUAAUUUAUUUAGAAAGAACAUACAUAUGAGGAAAAUAAAAAAAAUUCUGUUGAUAUAACUAAUAUAGGUGGUUAAACUUGGAGAAUAGAGAGAUAGAUGAGAUAAAGCUUAAACUUUAAAGAUUUACAUAAGUUGGAUGAAUCAAUUGCUAUUGAUAUUCUUAAUAGAUAAGUAGGAAAGACUGAAACCAAUUUUUAUGAAUUUAAGUAAAAAUCUUCAAGGAGAACAAAGAGUUAACAAGUCAAAAAAAGAGAUAUCAUCAAUAUAACUAGUAUUCCAUUCACUAUUCCAAAAACUAAUAAUCAAUUAAAUAAAACUGCUCAUGACUUUAAAAUAACUAACAAAGAUUAAAUUUUAUAUAAACUACCUGUCUCAAACCUAGGAGUUCCAAUUGUUAAAACAUAAAGAAGUAUGAGAAAAUCCCGUUAUCAUUAUCCUUUCUCUACAAUGAAUAAUUUUAAUUAUAGUAGAUUAAAUAAAUCCUUAUGGAUAAGUAAUUUUUGA
Messenger RNA from Paramecium pentaurelia, 741 nucleotides. The record is from the annotation of a GenBank genome assembly. NCBI's taxonomy places the organism in Eukaryota, Ciliophora, Oligohymenophorea, Peniculida, Parameciidae.